Molecule: messenger RNA, 9561 nt
Organism: Xyrichtys novacula (pearly razorfish)
Lineage: Eukaryota; Metazoa; Chordata; Actinopteri; Labriformes; Labridae
Source: the annotation of a GenBank genome assembly
GCAUCAUAUUUUCUUGGGUAAUAAAAAAAAAAAAUCUGUCUUUAAGUUCACUGUGGCCAGUUUAACGUGAAUGACAUCAGUUUUGUUGGUGUUCAUGCCUGUGUUUUAGCCUCAGCAGAGAGCUCCUGUGGUCAAACAGAUGAAACAUGUAGGAAAUUACCAGAUUGUUUGAUGGAAAAAAAUCUAAAUAACCUUGAUGUUGACUUCAACUGCACCAUCAACGUUCAACCUUACUGGAAACAUAGUAGGUCAAAACUGCAUCAUAAACACAUCAAACAGAGUACAUGUUGAUUCACAAGCGGACUUGAUGCAACUUUCUUUCACCCUGUAGCACCACUUUGCUUGUUUUUAACAUGUUAAUAACCUUAACAUUAUCUCAGGACUACACCCGCAUAACAAUUGUUACAUCAGAUGGUAAAUUAAAGAUAAUGUGUCUACAAAAAAGUUUGUUUCAGAUAUAGCUUGACUCCUGCAACAACAAGACACACAAUAAAAACUGAAUAUAUUUCUUUUCAGCCUGUUUGAACUUUUAGUCACAUAAGUAUCUUGUGUGUUCCUGUAUUCAAUGAGUAGACAAGUCAAUGAUGUGGCUCUACAAGGAACCCAAAGAUAACGUUUUUCUGCUGUACACAAGAAGACGGUUCAUCUGGAAGGGACAUUCUUUGGUUGUCCUGCAGGGGAAGCAGUGUGAAAACAUGACAUCCCGCUUCAGAAAUGGUAUUGUAAAAUUGUGUUUCAUACCUUUACUGUCAGUUUUCAGUGUUGUUAAAAUGACAUUUUACUCCUGUUUUCAACUUCAAGAUAAAAAGAAAUAGUUUGAAAGAGGUCUCUCACACUAGCUUCUCCUUUCUAGUCCUUCCCUGCUUGUUUUUUCCUCACCUCCCAUCUGAAAAGGUUGGAGUAUGGGGAAGUAGAUCAUGCAGUUUUACCUGGCACAAGGAAAAGGUCUCUUCCUGGGGACCUGCCUUCCCUGUCUGUUUUCUAACAUCUAUAUAUUCAGAUUUCUCCUUUGGUUUUAUACCCUGCUUUCCUCUUUUCCCUUAUAACAGUGGGGUUGUAGGGAAAAGUGGAGUGAACAUCCUCACCUUGAAGGCAUCAGCUUUGUCCCAAACAUAUUCUUUUACUCUUCUCAGAUAAUUCUCUUCAUUUUCUCUCAUAUUGCUCCUCUUCUCAGAUAACUACAGGGGAAUAGGGACAGGUAGAGUGUAUAGCUUUACAGAAGAGGGGUUUGAUGGCUGACCCGACAUCUCUUCACAGACUUGUUCCUAUGGUUUAUGCUAGAUUAUAUGGAAUGAGGGCAUCAAAUGGUUGGUUCUUCAGGAAAAGCCCCUUGUGAUGCUCCAUCUCGUAUUCAAGGGGAUCCUAAUCCUAAUUUAUCUGUUUUAAAACAUUUUUAUCAAGUGGGAGGUCUCUGUGGUUUUAUCUACCAUGACUUAAACUCUUCCUCUACCACCAGAUAAAAUAAAAAUGAUUGUCACCCACAGGAUCCUGCCAUGUUACACCUUCUCACAUCAAAGAGCUUUGUGAUCCAAUACCCUUUGAAGAAAUUCCCUACAACAAAACAGGUGAGUUCCUCAAUAACCAACUGAGAAAUUUUCCAACUUUCAGAAGUAAAUUUUACAAAAGAUAAAGCAAGCCAUCUGGUUCUUCCAGAUCCCCCGGUGAAGGAUACAAAUAAAACAUCUGAAGAGCUAAAGGAAAAACUUGAUUCUGAUGAUCUCAGACAAUUAGGUGUGACACUAAAGUCUGAAGAAGGAGAGGAUCUCGAUCCCUGUCAAGCCCAGUAAGACAUGUGCUGUGUUGAAUAAAACUGAGCAAUCUGGUGGGAAAUGAGUAGAAUUUCUACCUUUUACUAAUGAUCCCAAAUAACUAAAUAUCAUAGACUGUAUAUACUAUGGACAACUUGGUUCCGCCUACCGCCUGUAUAUGGAUUUGAAGCCAAAAAGCUCUCGGUAUUUCCGGGAUUUUUCUUCAUUUCCUGAAACCAGCGCUGCGCAGUAGUGAUGCGCGCAUUCGGCCGCGCAGUCGCUGAGAGUCGCUGUGAUGACACUCGGCUCAAACAAUGUAUCUCCCGGGAGAGCUACGCAAUUCCUGAACGCCAAUAGGCUGUAUCAGGUGUCAAUCAUAGAAAACAUGAACCCCCUAACAACUUUUGAAAACGGAGUCGUACAGAAAAAAAAGGACUUGAGCACAAACCAGUCUUACAGCAACUACAUGUCAACAUCGCAAGCAGGGGGGAACAAAAAUUAUGUUCUGUGUAAUAAAUUUCUAAAGUUUGUCCACAGCCCCAUAAGCUUUGCUGGCGGAGGCGGGAUUUAUGACCUAUACUGCAGCCCAUCAACAGAAGGUGCUGUUCUUGGAGUGGCUUCACCCAGAGAGGCGGCAGACUCUGUCCAUUCUUUAUACAGUCUAUGCUAAAUAUACUUACAAAUUACAGUCUCCAUGAUACCUCAGAUCUAUAAGGCAUGACUAUUCCUGUUUCAAUAGCAUUGUGAUGGGGAAAAUGGGAAAUGUUGCCACUUUCAUCAAUACGUCUUCAGCUGUACUGGACUUGGGAGAAGGAGUCUCAGGGAUCUUAGUGAAAGAAAAAGACCCUGCGAACCCACAUGAAGUGUCCUUCGGAUAUGUAUCUCCAAAUGACAGCAUAAACGUGAGUGCAGUACUUCAAUUUGGCCUUCAUGUUAUGUCAACAGAAACAAAACAGAGUAACAUUCCCAUUUUAGGCUAUGAGGACUAUCUCAGCCACAGGCUAAUGUGGGUACAAUACACUUUAUUUUGAUUGGCUAUGACUACAUUUCAUAGGGAUAUUUGCUAAUUUUAUGGCGAGACUGAUGUAUAUUUGUGUGUGUGUGUGUGUGUGUGUGUGUGUGUGUGUGUAUAACCUUUUUACUCUUCUUCAAUAAAAAAAAUCUGCAAAAUCCAACAGCUUCAGGUUCCAACCUGGCACCUCUCCUCUGAACCCCCCCUCCACUACCAUCCAUUCUCCAAUUUUCAACUUCCAUCCAUAAAUCCAAACCCUCCACAUAUCACCUUGAUCCCCUCCCAACAGCUCUGGUCAAAUCCUGCUUACCCUCUCAUCCACUCCUCACUUACCACUGGAAUUGUUCCCUCAUUCUUCAAAACUACAGCUGUCACCCCUAUUUUUAAAAAACCUGAUUCAGAUCCCAGCAACUACAAUAACCUCCGCCCCAUCUCCAAUCUGCCCUUACUCUUGCAAAAGUUGGGAGUAACUUCAAGUUUUUGUUCACAAUGUUUUUUUUUAAAUCCAGCAUGAGUUUUAUGUAUUUUGGGAUGUAUUUACUCCAUGAUCAGAUGUUGUUUCCAUGGAAAUGCACCAUUUAACUCCAUUUACCGUCACAACUUUAGUGCAAAAGCAAAAAAACUAAUCACAGUUGGAUUAUUCACUUCAACUUUUUGUCUUUUGAGAGUCUGCAUACAAAAAUCCUAAUAAAUCUCAACUGCGUUCAAACUACCGCAAAAAUGGCUAGAGAGAAGCAAUUGAGUAAAGAAACAAAAGUACAGAUUUGUGCAUUGAGGAAAGAAGGAUACACAGAAAGAGAAAUUGCAAAACGUCUAAAGGUGUUUAACAAAGGAGUCCACUACACUCUGAAGAGACUAGAGGAACCUGGAAGUUAUAAUGAUAGAAAAAGACCUGGACAAAAGAGAGUUACUACAAAAGCAGAGGACAAACAUGGUAUUGUCACCAGUAAGAGAGAUCAGCAAAAGACAGCACCACAAAUAAGGGAGGAAAUCAACAUGACAAGGUCGAAACCCAUAUCUCUGACAACCGUGAAAUGACGUUUGAGAAAGGCUGGUCUAAAGGGUUUAGUGGGCAAAAGCUCGCAAAAAUUGGACUUAUGGUGACUAGAAAAGUUUCCACUAUUUGGUUCAAAAUGAAGACUCUAUGUCUGCAGACAAACUGGUGAACGUCUGAAAGCACCAUGUAUUACACCCACAAUUCAGCAUGGAGGUGGUAGUUCCAUGUUAUGGGGAUGUUUUGCAGGUGAUGGAGUAGGAGAUUUGUUUGAAGUAAAGGGUAUCAUGAAGAAGGAACAGUACCACUCCAUCCUCCAGCACCAUGCUGUUCCAUCUGGACUCAGACUUGUGGCUCAUAAGUUUGUUUUGCAGCAAGAAAAUGACCCUAAUCACUCUGCCAAGCUCUGUCAGGGUUACCUAGACAAAAAAGAAGAGGGAGGUGUUCUUCAAAAGAUGGUUUGGCCCCCUCAGUCUCCAGACCUUUCUCCAGUUGAGCUUGUGCGGGAUGAAUUGGAUCGAUCGGUCAGAAAAACGCGUCCCAGGAAUCAGCAGUCUCUUUUUAAUGAACUUAAGAAAGAUUGGAAUGCAAUCCCUGGAACAUACCUUAAAAAACUUGUGGAACGAAUGCCUGGUAUAUGCCAAGCUGUUAUUAAAGCCAGAGGAGGUUACUUUAAAGAAAGCAAAGUCUAAGCAACAAUAACUCAAAAACCUAAUAAUUGUAGUCAAAAUGUAUUCUGAUAAAUUAUAUAUAUCAAACUAUGAUCUUUUUUUGUACAAAUCUGAUCUUGCUUCCAAACUUUUGGCCUGUAGUGUAUAUAUACAUUUUUUUACUCUAUUGCUCUUAUCUUGUUGUUUUAUGCUGGUGUUUUUACUUUUUAAAGUGACCUUGAGUGUUCAAAAAUGGGCUUAUAAAUAAAAUGCAUUAUUAUUAAACACGAUUCUCAAACACAUGCUCUCCUUUUCUCUGCAGGUCAUAGAAAACAAAGCUACUCUGGCUCAGUAUUCCAGAUCUAUUACAGUGACCAAAGAAGCGUUUGAAAAAGCCAUCAGCUUGAACGUCAGUGUACCUUUUGCAGCUAUUGUCAAAUUCAUGAAUAUGGCAAAAGUAAGGAAACAUCUCAGUAUCACCUUCAGUUAUGGAAAUGAAUCAGAAGUACAUCUUUUAAUCAUCAUAUUUCUGUUGUGUCCUUUGUGAGGAUGAGAGGAACAGCACUGUUUUGGGAAAUGAGGUUUUAGCUGUGGAAAUGGGAACAAUUAUCCGCAAUCUGACAGACAGAAUUGAAAUUAAUGUUUGGAACGCGGUUUAUGUAAGUUGAAGUAACAUCAUAAAAAAUCUGCUUUUUGUUGCUUUUGCAGUUUAAUUCAAAUGGACUUCAUUUAAAUUGGUGGGUUUUUUUUCUCUCACAGGAAGGAAUCCCAUCCUGUCAGUCAUGGAAUGGUCAAGGUAUUUUUUUUACACCUUUUUACGCUGAUUUAAGAUUUUGCUUUGAAAAACAUAGACAUGACAAUACUUCACUGCGUGCACAAUGGGUAUUGUUCUCUCUCUUAAUGUCUGUGGGCAUGAUGAACAGUAGCUUUCAAAGUCUGUGUCACAGGGAUCAAAAAAUAUACAUUCCUUGUCUGUGAGCGUGUCCAUUCCUGUAUGUCUUCACAAGUAUUUAGUAUUGUUGUUUGCUGGAACAUGUAGUCUGGGUUCAUCUACACGAAUGACCCCAACCAAAGCUCUUCCCCUUAAGUGUUCUCUUGUAGUUCUGUUGUUUUCCUGGAUGUCAAAGCACUUUGUUUUUAAAAGUGCCAUAUAAAUAAGUUAUUAUUUGUACCCCCCAUAGAGAGUUUUGUGAUCUUUUGGCACGGAUGCUUUUUGCGUCUUCAAUAUAACUCACCUCCACAAUGCUCGAUCCCACCCAUUAACCACAUCAAGUUCAUUUCAUUUGCUAAUAGUGAAAGUUCUGUUAUUCUGCCAUGAAGCACUUUUUAUGGUCCUAGUUGAGGCGGGGAUACAAUCCAAAAACUGAUGACAUUUUCAAAUUUUGUUCUUUAACCAGGAAGACUAAGUUGGACCGAUGACGGAUGUGUGACCAUAAAAAAUGGAAGCAACAUCACAUGCCAGUGUUCCCACUUGACAUUUUUUGCUGUCUUACUGGUGUGUGUUGGAAUAUUUUUGGGCAAAAGAUUCCACAUUGUUCUCACAAGCUGCUUUGUUUUCAAAUUGUCCCUGGAAUAGUAGCUCUGUAGUGAAGCUACAACUUUUACUUUUUGCAGACUCCUCUCAACGAAACCAUUACCAGCUCUGACCUGAACAACCUCACCAUCAUCACACAAGUUGGCUGCAGUCUGUCCUUGUUAUUCCUUGCUGUUCUCCUAUUCAUGCACUUCCUUGUCAGGUAAUAACAACACCAUUUGCAUUUAGUAUUACUUAUAUUAGGAAGGUCUGUACCUGGAAAUUUGUGGAUACUAGCAUUGAAUUACAGGCAGAUCUAAUUAAACAUAACAAAAGACAUAGUUUUCCAAAUUUACAGUAUGCGCUAAAGCUUCUAGAUAGAGAGAGAGAGAGAGAGAGAUAGCUACUUACUAAUCCCAGAAGGAAAUUAAAAGAGGCAGCACCAGUGAAACACAGUACACAUUCUACGAAUAAAAAUACUGUAACAAUAUUUACACUAAAUAAGGAAUAAAUAAAAAACAGUUUAUUAACAUUACCAUAAGGCAGUAGCGCAGCGUUACAAAUGCAUCGUAAACAUCGCAAAAUGGAUGCAGUAGUGCAAAAAAUGCAGAUGCUGAUUGAUGGUUCAUGGAUGGGAUAAAUUGUAUGUGGGGAGGUUCAGUUCAGACAGGGCUCCUCAGAGGGAGAAGUUGAAGAGCCAAAUGGCCUGGGGAACAAAUGACCUCUUCAAUCUGUUACAAGAGGAGGAAUAUUAUUCCAGCAUAUGAUCACUUAGUGUUUAGUUAACCUGAUUUUUAACUGACCUUUAACUGACUUUGCCCAAGUAAUACCCAUGCAUUGGAAUAACAGUAUUAAAGGUCGUUAUUUAAAAUAAUUCAAAAUAUACCGGAAAAAUGCGGAGGUCCUGCAUAAAUGUGAGUAUGAAGGUGCUCUGCCAGCACUUUCAUACUCUUCUCCCCUUGUUUUGUGUCUCUUGUCUCCUCUAGUCCCUUGGAAAUGAGGGAGAGAGGGGAGUAGGGGGUGGUAGCCUGAAUUACUGGGGACAACCUUUAGCUCAUAUAGAUCCUUUUCUCUGGCUCUGACUCCCCAUACCUCCUUCUAAGUACUUUCUACUUAUUCUCUUUCUUUCUCCUUUUUUUUUUAUCACUCAUCAAUAAAGUGGAGUAGUACGGGAGGUAGAGCGUACAGCCAGGCCUGGCAAGGGGGAACUUCUUAGACUUGCUCUGUCUUCCCUAUCCUCUCUCAAACCUCUCUCUAAGGACUAUUCCCUCUGUUUUGGCAUUUUUCUUUGGUUUUGUCUCUUCUUCUCUCUCCUCUGUUAAUAAAGUGGGGGAGGAGGGGGGGUAAAGUGUACAGUAAGGCUUUACGAGGGUGAACCCUUAUUCAAACUUGCUUAACCUGGCUCUGCCUUCCCUACCCACUCCAAAACACCACUCUAAGGACUGGCUCCUCUUUUUUGUAUCCAUGGUCUCCUCUGUCCUUUUGUAAGUGGGUGCAGUAGGGGCGGGUACAGCAUACAGUCUAAUCUAGAAGGGCUAAGAUGUUGUCCAAACAAGCUUCUUGCCCUUUGCCCGUGUAAAUAUGAUGGUCUGUGGACCUAGCGUGGAGGAAGUUGGCUCUGAUAAGCUGAAGUCAGCUCUGGAGUGUGGGUGUUGUGGGUCUCAUUUGAUAAAAUGAGAUUGAUGAAAAAGUGCUCAUCUGUCCUCACAGGAGAAUAAAGGCCAGUACUUCAACAGGGCUUCUCAUCCACCUGGUGUUGGCCAUAUUUCCACUAAACUUCACUUUCCUCAUCAACAACUAUGUGGCAAAACUGAAGAGCUCUGUGGGUUGUGCGAUCAUGGGAGCUGUUAUGCAUUAUUUCAUGUUAGCUACGUUCACCUGGUUUGCUGUGCAGGCCUUCCACCUCUGCUUGCAACUGUACUCAGGGGGUAAAAUUGUGAUCCGGCACUACUUACUCAAAGUCUGCAUCAUCAGCUGGGGUGAGUACACAUUGUUUUUCUCUUCUUUGCCUGUUAAAAUCCAGAUCUGUAAACCAGCUGUUUUCUUGGUGUAUUUCCAGCUCUCCCGAGUGUCCCUGCAAUCAUCCUGCUUGCCACAGGAAAAUAUGGAGAACUAGUCAUUUACACGAAUGACCCCAACCAAAAUGUGCUCAUGUGAGUCUGCAAAUAUGUUUUAAUUCUGCCGAUUAAGUAUUCGGAGUAAUAACACUAACACUGUUGUUUGUGUUCCAAGGUGCUGGAUAACAGACAAUAAUGUCCACUACAUUGUCAACAUUGGCUACUACGCCGUGGUCUUCCUCUUCACCAUUUCUACCUUUGUCAUUGUACUGACCUGGCUCUAUUAUCUCAAGAGAACCGAAGCAGGCCACGCAAAAUACGACAAAAGUGGCAUGAGAAUUUCAACCAUCCUAGGACUGUGCUGCAUGCUAGGUAUCACGUGGGGUUUCGCCUUUUUCGCCUAUGGUACCCUGCUGAUCCCAUCCUACUACAUCUUCACCGUCCUUAAUUCUUUACAAGGUAUCCUGAAUACAAUCCAAAUUAUUAUAUGUUUUUCUAAAAAAAUAACUCAUAUUUUAACUACCUCUCACCUUUUUUAGUUAAAACUUGAAACUUGAGAGGCUAUAAGAACUCUUACUUAGUCAUUCAUAUAAUUGAUGACUCUUACGAAGUAAGAUGAAGUUUAAUUGCAUGGAGAACUAAAGCUCAUGACUAAGACCUACAAAGCUACUACUUUUGUACAUUUAAAGAAAAUCUAUUAACAAUAAGGCACAAACACUCCCUUCUGGCACCAAUUUGCUGUUUAAUCUGAUAAGAUAAAAUUUAAAGUUUCUCACAGACACAUCCGGGAUAAAAAUACCGUACAGCAAAGCAAAAACGCCACAAAAGUGUUCAUUAGUUAAUAUUAAGAUUGUUUUGAACACUCCAUGGGGACCAAUACUUCUAACAAGAAAAACUCUGUUUUAUGUGAUUUAGCGGAGCUUCAUACUAACUCUUGUGACUGAGUGCCCUGAGAGUGGCAGCAAGUCCCAGCAGCUCCUCACAGUGUUUACGUUUUUGCCUUUUUAUUGUUGUUUUUUGACAUUUAUUUAAGUUCUUAAUAUUACAAUCUCUAUUUUUAUAACUGCAUUUUUGCACUCUUUGUCUGUGAUGCUGCUGUGACAAAAAAAUUUCCCCCAUGGGGGAUCAAUGAAGGAACAAAAGUCAAUCCCAUUGGAAAGCAAACGAGUUCAGUAUGUUUCAUAUUGACAAAAUUAAAAUGGCAAUAAUAUUUUUAAAAAGGAGGAAAAUAAUGGUUACAGUGGAAUUAUCAAUACUGCCACAUCGACUUUUCAAACUAUCUUCUCAGUCAUUAAACAGCAAAAUUCUGAAACUUCUUUAGGGUUCCUACUUCAUACUUAGAUGCAGGCAUUUGCUUUUUUCCCCCCCCAUCAUCCCAUCAUCUUUCUUUGUCUUGCAGGUUUCUUCCUAUUCAUCUAUUACUAUAACAGCAGACAUGCAGAAGACUUCAGCACCGCCCAGACUAAUUGUUACAGCGUCAGCACCAGCACCAGCACCAGCACUAGCACUGUCAGCAAUGUAAACACACACAACAGCUGUGAGAAUCCCUACAUAAAUAUGCCCACAAAAACUAGUCACUUGGAGUAA